Molecule: messenger RNA, 8929 nt
Organism: Lineus longissimus
Lineage: Eukaryota; Metazoa; Nemertea; Pilidiophora; Heteronemertea; Lineidae
Product: dual specificity protein phosphatase 7-like
Exons: 3
Coding region: 248-1312 (354 amino acids)
Biological process (GO): protein dephosphorylation; negative regulation of MAPK cascade
Cellular component (GO): cytosol; cytoplasm
Molecular function (GO): MAP kinase tyrosine/serine/threonine phosphatase activity; MAP kinase tyrosine phosphatase activity; protein tyrosine/threonine phosphatase activity
Source: RefSeq, a predicted model, not a curated record
GCCAUAGCUGAGAGGAGAUCUGCCAAAGGACUAAGUCGAGUAAAUAACAGUUUUCUCCAACAACUCGACUCUUUUGCGGAUAAAAACCUUUUUGAGGAUCCACUGACAAUCAUAUUCAAGUAACUGAAAAUGUUUUAAAGUGGAAUAAAAGGGAUAAAGUGUCCGAUUUUCUUCGCUCAAAAGUGAUCCAACCUUCGGGCUUCAGCGCCUCGGCUCCUUUCCCACCCUCGAUUUCGAACCUUUCAACAUGCCGAGCAUGGAGAGUCCAUUCAAGGCCGAUUCGGUUGUCUCCCCCGGAUUUCUUUGCGAGGAAUUAUCAUCUGGAUCCAAGCCUCUGCUAUUAGACUGCCGCUCACAAGAGGAAUACUCGAAUCUUCACGUCCAAGGUGCUAUAAACAUCGCCGUCCCUGCGUCGAGUCUGAUGUUCAGGAGGCUCCAAAAGGGCAACCUCCGCGUUCAAUGCCUGAUUCAGUGCAACGAGGCGAAGGAGCGCUUCACAAAAUACGCCAAGUCGCGCACGAUUGUUUUGUACGACAACAGCACAGCUGACUACAGCGAAAACUCGACAAGUGUUGUGAAUCUUCUAAUGAAAAGAUUGCAAGAUGAUGGGUGCCACGCAUGCUGUCUUCAAGGUGGAUUUUCAAACUUUCAUGAACAAUUCCCGGAAUACUGCAUGGCUGACGGAGAUACUGAAAAGUCAUUACACGACACCAUCAUGGAACUCAGUAACUUAAAUCUGUCCGAUUCAGAAAGUCACAGCCCUCCAAGUAGUACGCCAAUCAUAACGGACUUGUGUCCCAUCGAAGUCAUUCCAUAUCUUUUCCUAGGAAACGCUAAGAGUUCAGCAAACAAGGACGUUUUGAAAAAGUUAGGAAUAAAGUGCAUUUUGAAUGUUACGUCACAAGUGCCGAAUGUAUUUGAGCAGGAUGAUGACUUCAAGUACAUGCAGAUCCCCAUCAAAGAUCACUGGUCUCAGAAUCUCUCGAAAUUCUUCCCAUCUGCCAUCCAAUUCAUCGAUGAAGCUCGCCAGAAGAAGUGUGGUGUGCUUGUCCACUGUCUUGCCGGAAUCAGCCGAUCUGUGACAGUAACAGUCGCCUAUCUCAUGCAGAAGCGCAACAUGUCCCUCAAUGACGCCUACGACUUUGUGAAAAAGUGCAAGCCGAAUAUUUCGCCCAAUUUCAACUUUAUGGGACAACUACUGGACUUCGAAAAAAUGCUUCAAUCUCCGUCGGAUUGCGAUACCGGUAGAUGCCCCGGAAGAACAUUUUUCAUCACGCCUACGAAAGGUCAAUCACCGCAUUAUCUUUCAUAAAAUGAGAAAAUUUCUUCAAUUCUAUCAUCUGCUGCAGCUGUUGUUCAGGGGAACGUCUGCCAUUUUCGUUAACAUCGAAUAUCGAGAUUUGUUAGAGGCAUUUCAGCGCCCUACAAUUAAUCUUAGGCAGCAUUACAAUAAUGGUAUCUUUAGGACGCUGUGAUGUGCUUUUCAGAGUCUUUCAUGAUAGUUUUCUCUCAGGAAUUGCAUUAUGCAAGGGAGCAACGAACACAAACAUUUCGGUUUUGCCUCGUAAAAUGAUUCGUGAGGUGAAACGGCAAGGACUUGAAAAUUUCUGGCUGUUGUUGAUCUCAAAAACAGUAACAACUUCAUUGAAAACUUUUCAAGUUGAUCAAAAGCAUGUUUACGCUGAAUUUAAAAUUUAAGGAUUGUGAACUUGUUAUAAAAUCUUGGGUGUUGUUGCCCCAAAUUUGUGUUCCUUAUAUCGGUAUAUGAAAAAGAUGUGCUACUAUAGUGGAUUAUAUGACAUGUCCUGCCAGUAUGCUGUUGUCUCAAUCAAAAUUUUGAUGUUUAAUAGUUGAGAGAUUUUAAUGUAAUCUCGAAGAAACUUUCGGUGGGAGCUUGGAAUAAAUUCAGGGAAAUAUGGGACCAAGUAUGUUUCUGAAGAAACUGUCGAACAGACCAGGCAACAGUUUACUGGCAGUGCAGAAAGAAACCACAAUCUCAGAAAUAUUAAAAGGUUUUGGACUUCUUGGGUGGUGUUCACUUAUCCUAAAUAGUGCUCUGGCCGAAAACUUUGUAUUCCACAAUUCCAUUGCUUCAAAAGUUGUUCAGGGUGGUGGCCAUUCAGUACAUUUCUGGUUGCACACUCGAAAAUUAGAGUGCUUUUUACACUCGAAAAUUAGAGUGCUUUUGUUCAAACACUUCAGAGUUCUAUUUUUGUACCACUAACAUGAGAAAAGAUGAUUCAUGUUCAUAGUUUUAAAAGUUCAGUACAGUUUUGGCCAGAGUUGAUUUAGGUGAAGUGAGAUAUGUAACAUUACAAUCCAGGUCUUCCAUAAGAAUGUCUUAAAGAAUGGUGCUAAAUUUUAGCUUGGGUCGAAAAGAUCAGGUGUGUACUGUAAAUAGGAAAGAAAGUUACUUAUAUCACUACUGUAUUUGUAUCUGCCUCCAAAAGUUAUUUUUGAGCAGUAUUACUUUUCAGUCUCAUGAGAGAUUUUAACACAAAGAGGUGGAUACAGUAGUGAUUCAUUGACUGUACUCUUGAUUUCAUUCAGAGUUGACAACUUGUCACCCGGUUGUGGAAAGAGACUAUUUUCCGGCUGUGAACAAACUUCAAAUCGGAAUGAAAUCGAGCUGCAACAAGUGUGCCAAAAUGUAAAUAUCUUUGACGAAGUAAAGGAAACGAUAUGUUAGAAGAUAACAAGACAAUUUGCACUUUCAAGAAAUAGCAAAUCAUUGUUGUAUUCUUCGAGGCUCAAAGUAUUUUGUUAUAAAAAUGUUUUUGCUAGUAUAGAAUCCCAAAAGGCAUGAAGUAAGAAAUCAUUACAAUUAGAGAAUAACGAAGGCAACACACUCGUGACGAGCUGCUCUUGUUGCUUAAACAAUACACGUACGUCACAUACAUGUAUUUUUCAGAAAGAGACACUUUAUAUCUGGUGAUGUCGUCGUCCCUGUAAACAGUGGUGACAGACUUGCAAGCUUUUCUCGGCAAUUGCUAUGGUAACAUCAGUAGCGAAGAGCGUGAGUUGCUGUGCUACCUGACGCCGCAUUAUAGCGAAAUCCAUGGCAACGAUAGCAAGGUGUCUGCACAUAUUUGGUAUGUCUGGUGAGCGCACUUCAUUGACAUUUGCAGAAAGUACUUUGUCUUACCUUUUUAGAUUACCGUCCUUACGCCUUCGUCAAUAUUGGUGACAGAUCUAAAUAAAGCAAUUUUGGUGGGAUUUCAAGUUGUAGAUUUUGAUAACACAACAAAAAAGAUGUGAUGUCGUACAACAGUGGCUGGAAGCCUUCAAGCUGUUGUGUUUGUAGUUUCUUGAAAGUGCAAGAAAUAGUGAUAUUGUACAGAUGAGUAACAAGUGGACUGUAGGUCAGUCAUGUCUUAAGCUAGUUCAGAGAUCAGGUGGAUAAUAAGAGGUUAGGAAGUAUGGACAAUUAUAACAAAAAUCCAUUUGGAAACAUCUUCCUUUUUGUCUUCCGUGAUUAUUCUGAAAGGAAGCAACUACCAUAUAACAGUCAGUGUAUUCUUGACUGGUUGAAAUGUCAUCUGAGAGAACAAAGUCAGUGUAUUCUUGACUGGUUGAAAUGUCAUCUGAGAGAACAAUAUUAUACUAGCCAUCCACAUGUUCUCUGAACUGGUAUUGUACAGAAUUUAUACUUUUUAUGCUGAAGAGACUAUUUUGGAUAGAAGUAUCAUUUGUUGAUUUUUUAAGCUGUCAAGAUGGACAGGUUGUGUAAAUAUUUAUUUCAAUUUUCCAUUGAUAGAAUUAGGCUAGUUGUCAGAGAACUGACAUUUAGGUAAUUUGGUGUCAUGUCAAGUUGUCUAUUGGUACCAGUACGAGUAGGCCCUACUCAUGCUUGUGGCGAAGAUGAUUUCUUAAAUUUUAUUCCAUGACUUAAAAAAGGACGUUUUAUCAAUUUUAAUUCCUUAAUACUGAGACCAAGAGCAAUUUUGGUAACCACUGACGAUCAAGAAGGGAUAACGACAAUAAUCUUAAAUUAACUAAAAGUUCGCUAUCUAACCUUGAAAUGUGUUUUUUGUGAAAAAGUUAUUUAACAUCUAGAUCAAUGUCAUAUAAAGACUAAGGUGAAUCACUGUUCUAUACUUCUGCUCUCCCAUGAUUUACAUGUACAUUUCAUUAUUUCUUUCCACCACAAUUAUAUCGGAAAUCAGCCAGCCGAUAGGCCUACUUGCCCAGAGGAUGUAAGGCCUUCAGAAGUAAUUUAUGAGUGCGCAAUAACGAAGGGCCGAUCCCAAUCCUCCGUGGGAUGAUAAGUGCCAAUCCCAAGGAUAUGCUCCCUUAGUUUUGUAGUAGUUUACAGCAUGGUCAUAAAGGGAGUGGGAAGGUCCAGUAGGCUGGUGGCAAACAGGAGUCAAUCCCAACCUAUAUUUAACCCCGCAGCUAUACAAUUAUUAUGUAAAUUUGAGAAAUAAGAAUUGAACCUAAUACUAUUUUGAUAAUAAAAAGACUGGCUAGUAGUAAAGCUAGACCAACCUUGCCGUUAUGAAUGAAAUGACACGUGUGCUCCUUCGAACAAUCACGCCAGGUUUACUUAUUGUGAGUCUUGGUCAACACUUGACCCAGCCAUUUUCUUAGGGAAAUUUAUAUGUUAUGUAAUCUGUUCUAGUUUUACUGGUAGGAUUGCCCAGCUAAACAUAAGUCGUGUUAAGCCGACUUUAGGUGUGCUAACAAGGUUUUCCUUAACCCUAGAGUUUUACGAAGGCUGCAGUAGGCCUUUUAAAAAGGCAACGGGUUCAUUUGGGUCCUGAGAGGAUUGGCAAUGGCCCUCUCACCUUGGGUUGUGAAGGCUUAAUUGAUGGGGAGGGAACUAUUGAACCCUCAGAAAAUCAGCACUACACAGCAAUGUAUAGGCCUUCAUAGUGUACACAGGACACAGUGAGUGGGAUACCUGCUUUCUCUCCGCCUAAUGGCCUGACUGUAUACACAAGAGGCUGAAAAUAGAUUUGGAUUCAUUUCCUGUUUUGAAAGCGAAUGGCUCUGGAAGUAAUCAUCAGGGGGAAAUAACAUGAAGUGUUCCAACUUCAUUCAUAACCACUUGCACAUAUACAUACAAGUCAAGUCUAAUGUAGACCUGAUGCAGAGGUUUAAAUUAAGACUAUUUUUAAUUUAGUUGAAAUUACUCUGCAUCUUUUUAACAGUCUACUUCGGCCUACUUGGCAGUAUCACUUUCAAAAUAACGAGCAAAAUUGCUCAACAGUUUGAGUAAACUUGCUGUAAUGAUGACAGGCCUAUGUGAUUAUCAUGAACUUGGUCAUAUUAUUUUCCCUCUGUGAUUCACUGAUAGUUCACUAUUGCAAAAGACCUUGUACAUGUAUUAUCGUUGUAAGGCCUAGACUAAGGGCCACUCGUUUUGUUAUGCAAGGCUCACGUUUUCCAUACAUUAAAACUCAACGCUCUAACAAAACAAGCCAUUGCAAAUAAAGCAGAGUAAAUCAGUCUGAAGAAGUCCAAUUGUUCCGAAGUAAAAAUAGCCCAUACAAGUUCUCUUGACUGAAUGCGCUAUUCAAAUAGUCUGACUUGUGAAUAGGUGGGCUUUUCAAUACCUCAUACAGGGACCAACAGGUGAACAAAAAAAGUGAUUUAACUGCUGAUGAUAUGAUAAGUGAAGAGAUCCUUUGAAAUUACAAUGGCGUCCUACCAAACCUGAGGCUCCAGAAAGAAAAAGAAAGAAAAAACAAGGAUUUCAAUGGUUUUUGGCCUGACCUGAGUGACCUUGUUCUUGUUAUAUCUUAUGCAUAGUCAUGCCCAUGCCAUCAAAACAGGAAAUGCUUAUUCAUCUUGUCCUCAUGGUCUGAUGAAAAUGCAUUGAAAUGUCCCCAUUGUAUUCAGACUUUGGCCCACUUCCAAAGUGGAACCAGUUGAGAUUGAUAGAGACGGUGUGUAUGAAAGGCUGAUGUACAUGCUGACCUAAAUCUACAGACAUAGCCAUGUUGGUCCUGUCAUUGCCACAUACAUGUUAAUAGCUGUGGCUUUUAACUUUUAAAUCAUGGUAGUUGUGAAAUCCUGAUCCAUGACAAAGACACAUAUAGUGAUACAUGUAGUAGGCCUAUAAUCAGAAGAGAGAUUCGAACUUGCAAUAACUAUUACCAGUAACCUACUUGAACAAAUAUUUACAUUCAAACUUUCUACGCAGUUCUAUAUUCGCAAUGUAAACUAAUACAUCCAUCUACCUAUUCAGGCAUUGUUCAAUAGCAAAUACCUAUACCUAUUGACAGUUUUUCUGUGAAAUCUAUCAUCAGUAAAUUGGUACCUUGUACCGAAAUCAAUCAAUGGUUUUAUAUUUAUCCAGUAUCCCCUGCGGCCAUUUGCGCUGUUUUGAAACUCACUAUGUCGGGUACUUAUCGAGGAUAUAGGAAUGAUCAACAGGUAGACUUAUCGAUGAUUCAGCUUCGACAAUAUGAUGUGCAUUUCUGAGUUUCGUUUGCCCUUUGGCGGGUUGCCAUGGUGAGGAAGGUAGAUAUAAAAUGUGAACUUGAACUUUCCAGUUUCCGGUCUGAUCUCGUCUGUUUUUUCGUUGAUACAUUUUUUAGUAAGACAAACAUCAAAGGGGGCGCUCCUCUCGGACCUUGGUCAUUCUCAUCACCAUCAAUGUACGCUGGCUUAGUCUUCAUUUGGCACUUAUGCUAUUCAUCUGAAAACAUCAAAGAACUAAAGUACACUCCUGAUGGAGUAAACAACUAUGUUUUUGCGUACUCACAUGACCAAUUAUAUUGAGAUAUAAGAGGCAAAGUGAACUAAAACACAAUGGGUCAAAUUCAGUCAUUUUCUCAUCAAGGAGGUUGUUUUCUAAAGGAACUGUUCACAAAGUUUAAAGGGUUUAAACUGAAUUUUAACGAUUCUGGCAACCGACAGCGGUCCAUUACUUAUUUUACUCAAAAAAUAAGAUCUCAUAGAAAAAUAUCAAAAACAUGACGUAUUUUAACUUGAGAUUUUUAAAGGGUAUUGAAACUGCAUAGUGAGAUUCUGUGCCUGUCCAUGGAUGACAAUCACUUAUAAUGUUUGCCCAGCUGAAACUGGACAAGAAAAACAUAUGCAGGAACAAUGAUAAUUGUACUGGAGAUUUGUGUUAAGUUGAGGAGAGCAAGUGAACAGUUGUGCCAGUGAAUGUGACUAUGUAAUUUGUGUAUGGGGUCUAUUAGAAACUAAUUUAGUCUCGAAUAGACUUUUUGAUCAUUUUGUAUUUGGCUUCAAGGCAACGAACUCAAUCUAGAUGAAAGUGAAAAAAACAUGUUAUCUUAUCAUGUGUUCUUAUCAGUCACCUGGACAAGCAAGUCGAGUGGCUUUCAAACUUAUCUAAUCUUCUUGAGUCAGGAGUCCGUUAUGACAUGACAUCUUGGCAGAUCAUCUCAAUGACGUUGGAACUUUUGAGCACCAACCUUUUCAAAUAGUUGCAAAACAACAGAGUGGCAAUUAACCUAAUGUCUUGACAUAUUAAGUAUUUCAUAAUGCAGGGUCAAUGGCUUAAUAUCUGAUUGAUUAAUUGAUUUUGAGGACAAGUGAGAGAUAUCUUUUUGGCCUCGCCCUUUACCUGUACUUCAAGUGAUAUUUUGACAUCGGGUCAAAUCUUAAUAUCAAUUCGAAAAUUUUUGAUUUUAAGGGUUGUCAAAGAAUAUGUUGUACAUGAAUUUUAUUGAAUAGAAGUAAUUUUCGCAAAUUUUCCUUGCCUUCGGAGCCUGAUUUUAAGAUUGUUUGUUAUCCAUGUUGUUUCUACAGAAGUUUUUAAUGUUGAUGUCUUCCGAAAAGUUUUGUAAUGUGCUCAAAUGUCGUGCCUUGUCUUUGGUGCCGUUUUAUUCCCAGUCGCGGUGUUAUCAUGUGGCUGUUCCAAUACUUAACGUUACUGGUGCAUUUUGGGGUGAAAUUGGUAGAGUAAGAUUCUAAGCAAUAACAACGAUCUGUCCUCUACGUGUAUUCCACCGAUGCUAUUUUAAACGCGUAUACUCAUUUUAUACCCGAGUACUAUUAACUAAAAGAACGAUCAAACACAAUAUUCUAAGACAUGUUUCCCAAACAGACUAAUGAACUAGUAAUCACAGACUAGUAUUCUUGCUAUGAGGUGUAAAGUAAAGUGGUACAAUAAUAGCCGCAACAGUGUAGAAGACAGCUGCCAGUACACAUCAGUGCACACAGAGGCUGUGAUUGUACUUGGUUAUAAUUGUACCACCUUACCUAUAUUUUGUACCAUUUACAGGCCAAAAUACGUUUUAGCAGUGAAAGUGCCUUUCUUCUACACACCAAAAGGAAGAUUCUCAUGCAUAUCUUUAUAAUACGAUUUACUGCAAAUAACAACUCAACUUGUCCCACCCUUGUUUUGUACAUGUACUUGUGUAUGUCAUUUUACCUCUCGAUUUUGUAUUUGAUAUGUCUAUACCGGCGAUUAUCCGAUUUUGCUGUGUUUUUGUCGUCUCCUGAACAAACUCACCUGUUGAUCGUGAUCACAAGUUGGGAAUUUUUUCUUACAAAAUUUGUCAGUUGAUCGGUUGGAAAAUCACUCUGACAUGGGAGUCUGGUUCAAGUGCUGCAGUUGUUGAAAAAGGUUUCACGGCCUAAGAUAUUGCUGCUUCAAAUACAUCUACAUGUUUUCCAAUAAACAUACAUUUCAAAUGUAUGAAGCAGUUCUUCGUGAGAGCCUUUCAUUAAAAAAAUUCAAAGUCCUUUAUGCUCCUGGACUCCCGUUUUUUCUUCCUGAAUAAAUCAAUUACCUCUCCCCUGAGCAAUUAUUAAAUCACACACUAAUGAAGUCAAUUCUAUGGGGUUUUUGUAUUGAAAUUAGCUGAUACAUUCUAUAUUACAUUUUGUAAUUAAGUGUAAAAUAUUGUAUAUAGGAAUUUUGUACAUUGUAUAUUGAUGGAUCGUUAUAUACCUCAGACAUUGUUCUAGACGUUUUCAACAGGAUGUAAAUAAACAUUAAAUUUGA